Messenger RNA from Protopterus annectens (West African lungfish), 2238 nucleotides. It is a transcript of the gene KLHL24, whose product is annotated as kelch like family member 24. Lineage: Eukaryota; Metazoa; Chordata; Ceratodontiformes; Protopteridae. Gene Ontology annotation, molecular function: protein binding. The record is from RefSeq and is a predicted model, not a curated record. The transcript has 7 exons. Bases 276 to 2090 code for a protein of 604 amino acids.
ACGUCAUAUGUUUUGGUACAGCAUGCACAGUGUUGUUACUUCUUUGUUUGAGUUCAUAGCAGAAGUUCAAAACGGACAGUGGAGACGGUACACGUUAUAACGAUUUAAAAGCAGGUUAUGAUUUAGGGACUGUAAUUCCAAAGGAUUCUUUGUGUACUUUAUUGGGACAUUAAGUUAUAUACAGGGCUAUACACUUUGCUUGGACAAGAGCAAAUUAAAAGAUCACAAAAAAAAAAAAAAAACUGGUGCACUUUGUUCCUGAAAAAGAGUAGUUAAUGAAUGUUGGCAUGGUGCUUAUACUGGGACGCAGAUUCAACAGAGAUGAUUCUGGGACUCUGGAUUCCCCACUUUCCAAGCGUAAAGUCAUUGACAUGGACCAGAAGCCUUUAUUAGGUCAUGAAAUAUUUGAUUUCAAUUCUGGGUCUCCCCAUGCUGAAGGUAUUUUGCAAAUUCUGAAUGAAUUUCGAGAUAGCCGUUUGUUCACAGAUGUAGUCAUCUGUGUGGAAGGCAGAGAAUUUCCUUGUCACCGAGCUGUUCUUUCAGCCUGCAGUAGCUACUUUAAAGCCAUGUUCUGCAAUGACCACAGGGAGAGUAGAGAGAUGCUGGUAGAGAUUAAUGGAAUAUUUGCAGAAGCCAUGGAUAGCUUCUUGCAGUAUGUGUAUACUGGGAAGGUAAAGAUUACCACUGAUAAUGUGCAGUACCUGUUUGAGACUGCUAGUCUUUUUCAGAUCAGUGCUUUACGUGAUGCCUGUGCCAAGUUCCUAGAGGAACAGUUGGACCCUUGCAACUGUCUUGGAAUCCAGCGUUUUGCAGACACCCACUCACUGAAAAUGCUUUACACAAAGUGCAAAAGCUAUGCCUCUCAGACUUUUGCAGAUGUGGCUCAGCAUGAAGAAUUCCUGGGAUUGUUAAAAGAUGAACUCAUUGAUUACAUCUCUAGUGAUGAUCUUGUUGUUGUCCGAGAAGAGUUGGUAUUUGAAGCAGUUAUGCGCUGGGUUUACCAUGAUGUGGAAAUGAGAAGGCCUGUGCUGAAGGAACUGUUGACCCAUGUAAGAUUACCUUUACUACAUCCCAACUACUUUGUCCAGGUAGUAGAAACUGACCAAACGAUUCAGAACUCUCCCGAUUGCUAUCUGCUACUGCAUGAAGCAAGAAGAUACCACAUACUUGGUAAUGAGAUGAUGUCUCCAAGGACAAGACCACGCAGAUCUACAGGAUACUCUGAGGUGAUUGUUGUGGUUGGCGGAUGUGAACGAGUCGGUGGCUUCAAUCUACCCUACACUGAAUGUUAUGACCCAGUAACAGGGGAGUGGAAAUCCUUGGCCAAGUUACCAGAGUUCACAAAAUCUGAAUAUGCUGUGUGUGCUCUAAGAAAUGACAUUAUUGUUUCAGGGGGAAGAAUAAACAGUCGUGAUGUAUGGUUGUAUAAUUCUCAACUCAACCUCUGGAUUAGAGUUGCUUCGUUAAACAAAGGUAGAUGGAGACAUAAAAUGUCCGUUCUCCUUGGCAAGGUAUAUGCAGUUGGAGGCUACGAUGGACAGAAUCGGAUUGCCAGUGUUGAAUGUUAUGACUCCUUUUCCAAUAGAUGGACUGACGUGGCUCCGCUCAAAGAGGCUGUUAGUUCUCCUGCUGUGGCUAGUUGUGUAGGCAAGCUGUUUGUGAUUGGAGGAGGUCCAGAUGACGAUACCUGCUCUGACAAGGUACAGUGCUAUGAUCCAGAUACUGACAGUUGGCUUUUGAGGGCCUCAAUACCCAUUGCAAAGCGAUGUAUUACAGCUGUGUCCCUGAACAAUCUAAUCUAUGUGGCUGGAGGUCUUACCAAAGCUGUCUACUGCUAUGAUCCAGUUGAAGACUACUGGAUGCACGUUGUGAACACUUUCAGCAGACAGGAAAGCUGUGGCAUGUCUGUGUGUAAUGGGAAGAUCUACAUUUUGGGUGGAAGGGGUGAAAAUGGAGAAGCUUUGGACACAAUACUUUCAUAUGACCCUUCAACUGGAAUCAUCAUGGGAACAACAGCUAUGAGCAGGCCUGUUUCUUACCAUGGCUGUGUAACAAUCCACAGAUACAAUGAAAAAUACUUCAGGACAUGAGCUCACAAAAUCCUUCUUUUGCAUGUGUUUUUUGGCCUGAGACCAGAAAUUUGUAUUAUAGUAGGAGAGUGUCAUCUCGAAGUAGUGCACUUGUGUUUGUGUAUGUAUGUAUAUAAAAAUGUAAAAUGUAUUCAUUGUUAAUGAGCCU